GCAGUUUUCUUCGGCACAGGGGAAGUUCCGAAGGAUAUAGUCUGAGGUUGGAGGGCAGGUAGUGCAUAACAAGUGUCAAGAAGAGGAGAGUGUACAACACCACGGUCUGGCUGCUGUGAAAAUGUUGGCCUGUGCUGUGCUGGCAUCCCUCUGUGCAGGACUAGUCUCUGCAACAGUCUGCCCAGAUGGGGGUCUGUGUCCAGACAGGAACACUUGCUGCCUGACCAAGGGAGGGUAUGGCUGUUGCAACGAUCCCUUUGCUGUCUGUUGUUCUGACCAGCUGCACUGCUGCCCAGCUGGCUACCACUGCAGCAGUGCAGCUCAGUCGUGUGUGAAAGACAGCAUGCCAUGGUACAGACUGGCAUGGCUGAAGCACACACCUGCCCAAGAACCUGAAUCCGCUCUCCUCAAGUUCUCUCUUCCUGAGUCUGACAGCAGAGCCAUUCAGGAGACAUCAGAUGCUGGUGUGGUGAAGUGUGACAACACCUAUUUCUGCCGUGAUGAUACAACAUGCUGCAUAGGCCGCUCUGGUAAAUGGGGCUGCUGUGGACACAAACAUGGUCAGUGCUGUAGGGAUGGCAUUCACUGCUGUCCAUUUGGCUUCUACUGUAACAGAAACUCUACCAAGUGCCUGAAAGGGGAUCUGAGCAUAGAUGCAACUCCCCAGCUGCCAGCUGUCAGAUCUGAUGAUGAACAGUCCAACCACAGAGCCAUUCAGCAGAGGCCACCAGCUGUUGAUAAACAACAUUGUGAUGAGGAUUAUUACUGCAGUGAUGGUCAAACAUGCUGUUUAAGCCCUAUUGGUACAUGGGCAUGCUGCAUGUAUUCACGUGGCCACUGUUGUAGGGAUGGCGCUCACUGCUGUCCAAGUGGCUACAUCUGUGACAGCAGCUCUUACAAGUGCCAGAAAGAUUAUCUGCGCAUAGCCGCCUCUCCCCAGCUGAAUGCCCUCAGAUUUGAUGGCUAUGAGCAGAGAGACUUUGCUGCUCCUGUACCCUGGUACACACUGGAGCUGGCCCCUGGAGAAGGCAGCGUGGCCCUGACCACUCAGGUCAUACGCUGUGACGGACGUUUCUACUGCCCCGACGGCAACUCCUGCUGCCAGUCACCCACUGGAGAAUGGGGUUGCUGCCCGCACCUGCAGGGCCAAUGCUGCCUGGAUGGUAAGCACUGCUGUGAGUACAAGUGGAAAUGUGACCCGACCUCCAUGAGCUGUGUGAAGGGAGACACCAACAUCCCUUCAUCUGCCAUGAGGGAGAUACAGCUACUGUGAUGCAGCAACACUGCUAUGGGUCUCAUGUGCAGAACUUCACAUCAGUGGGAUUCAUCCAUCAGCGCUUAGGAUGCACACUGCUCAGUCUUUCAUUGCUCACUGUUCAGUGUUAGCUUUUUGAUUUCCAUAUAAAAUAAUUAAGUUCAGAAAUCAUAAAAUCCUGAAAAGCAUCAAUAAAAACAGUAAAGUAAACAAUAAAGGCAGUAUGAUCUACACUUGGAAAUAAAAAUAUAUAUAUAUUUACACCUGA
Alosa sapidissima (American shad) is the source of this 1523-nucleotide messenger RNA. Its product is annotated as progranulin-like. Bases 122 to 1273 code for a protein of 383 amino acids. Gene Ontology annotation, cellular component: extracellular region. The transcript is spliced from 9 exons. NCBI's taxonomy places the organism in Eukaryota, Metazoa, Chordata, Actinopteri, Clupeiformes, Clupeidae. The record is from RefSeq and is a predicted model, not a curated record.